AUGUCGGCCCCAAGCUCGCCUCCCCGCGCCUUCCAGGCGCCACAAAGCCAGAGCGGUAAAACCAAUCCAAAGCGGAUCGACAUUGCGGACGGAAAAUGCAGGUACCUCGGUCAAGCGGACGAACGCAGCAUUAAGAGGGCCAGCAUGCCGCUGCCAGAGGGUCAGCAUGCCGCUGCCAGAGGGUCAGCAUGCCGCUGCCAGAGGGUCAGCAUGCCGCUGCCAGAGGGCACCGAGAUCGUCAUCCGCGGCAGCACAGAAUUUCAAUAUCAUUUCAUUCGGUCAAUGGUUGAGAUGUACGGCGCGGACACGUCGUUCGAGGUCGUCGCCCGUCUUUCAUCGACUUUUCAGAUCACGGCUCGCCCCCCCCCCGAAGCAGCAGUAUAUGUCCAGGCUGAGGAUACGCAACCUGCCAUACGCAAGUUCUGGAACUGGAUGGAACACGUCUCCGAGGAAACAUACGGGCCUGAGGACUGA
Messenger RNA from Lasiosphaeria miniovina, 474 nucleotides. RefSeq lists its product as uncharacterized. The transcript has 3 exons. NCBI's taxonomy places the organism in Eukaryota, Fungi, Ascomycota, Sordariomycetes, Sordariales, Lasiosphaeriaceae. The record is from RefSeq and is a predicted model, not a curated record. The coding region runs from base 1 to 474 and encodes 157 amino acids.